CCGCCCGCCCGCCCCACUCUGGAGAUAAGGCUCUCCGCCUCCGCCUCGCAGCCUCCCUUCUAUCCUCUCCGGCACGAGCCGUCCAGUUCAGUUCACCUCGGUCCGGGACCGCGACUACACCGACGGCGGCGCGUCCGAGCCCAGCCGACGCCGAGCCAAUGGUGACUCCAGCGACAUUCUCCCUCCGCCCCAGCGCGCCCCCCGCGCCGCCUCGUGCCGGGCUGCCCCGCGCUCGGGCCUGUUUCGCGCCCGCCAUCCGCACCUCCCCUUCCGUCGCCUUUUCCUACCAGCCUCGGCGCUUCAGUGGCAUCCGCCGCGCCGUGGCCGUCGACUCCGAGCAGGGCUCCCCCGAGUCUCCAGAGCAGGAGAAGAAGCCCAAGACGUACUACUUCCUGGUGGCAAACGCCAAGUUCAUGCUGGACGAGGAGGAGCAUUUCCAGGAGCAACUCGCCGAGAAGCUGCGCAACUACGCCGAGCGCGACAAGGAGCAGGACUUCUGGCUCGUCGUGGAGCCCAAGUUCCUCGACAGGUUCCCCAACAUCACCAAGCGCCUCAAGCGCCCCGCCGUCGCGCUUGUCUCCACCGACGGCAACUGGAUCACAUUCAUGAAGUUAAGGCUAGACAGGGUCUUACAAGACCAGUUCGACGCAGAAUCAGUUGAAGAGGCAUUGGCUUCUAACCCUGUUGAGUUGAAAUUUGAGAAGCCUGAGAAAUGGACAGCUCCGUACCCUAAAUAUGGGUUUGGAUGGUGGGAACCCUUCUUGCCUCCAAAGUUCAGCAAUGGUACGGCAUAGAGAUAAGCAGCAAUCCCUAUGAGGCAUGUUAUAACACGAGGCACUACUACUUGCUCAGUCUACCAGACCAGAAUAAAGACCUCUGUGCCACGAAGCACGAACAAAUGGACAAUGCCAAUCACAAUAGUAAGGACGGACUAACCUGAACGGUUAUUAUGGGUCCGUUUGGUUUCUUUAGUCUCGAGACUAAAGUUUAGUUAGGAGACUAAAGUUUAGUCCCUAUUCUGUUUGGUUCUAGGACUAAAAGUAUUCAAAACACAUUAAAUAAAUCAUAAGAAGACUAAAAUAUCCUUUAGCAUUCUCCUGUCAUUAGUGCAACUGAAAUAAAGGAAGAAUAAAAAGUGUAAUUUAUAUGGUUUAGUCUCUUUUAGUCACCCUUGAAGGAUUAGAGACAAACAAUUUAGUCCAUGUUUUAGUCCCACCGAUUGACAAUUUAGGGACUGAAAUUGAGAGACUAAUCUUUAGUCCCUCAAACCAAAUGGGGCCUAUGAAGUACAAUUGUUUAUCCCUAUAA
Molecule: messenger RNA, 1308 nt
Organism: Zea mays
Lineage: Eukaryota; Viridiplantae; Streptophyta; Magnoliopsida; Poales; Poaceae
Exons: 4
Coding region: 159-794 (211 amino acids)
Source: RefSeq, a predicted model, not a curated record